Messenger RNA from Paecilomyces variotii, 2356 nucleotides. Its product is annotated as putative MIP transporter. Bases 438 to 2201 code for a protein of 587 amino acids. Gene Ontology annotation, cellular component: plasma membrane. The record is from RefSeq and is a predicted model, not a curated record. The transcript has a single exon. Gene Ontology annotation, biological process: water transport; glycerol transmembrane transport. NCBI's taxonomy places the organism in Eukaryota, Fungi, Ascomycota, Eurotiomycetes, Eurotiales, Thermoascaceae. Gene Ontology annotation, molecular function: glycerol channel activity; water channel activity.
CACGACUUCAAACAGGGCCAGGGCGAGAAAUGGCGUCAAACCAAAAAGAGUCUUGCACUUUGUAUUAUGUAUUAUCAUUCACUGCUCGAGGGAUCGCUGAAGGCCCCUGUCAUCCGAUUACCCGUUAUCUAACCGAGGCGCCUGUGGACGUGGAUGAAGAAAGUUCAAUCCGUACUCUCAGCUCAACUCCUACGUAUUCUUGUUUAUUAUUACCCUGAAAGGGUUGCAGCACCUUUCACCAAUCCAUCAAUCUUGCUACCUGGUGCGUUCAUACUACGGUAGAAAAGAGUACAAUCAUGGACGAGGGAUCUCCCGGAUCUCCUACCCGGCCACGGGCGAGAGUAAGUAUAACCAAAAGGGUUAUCUACCGUAAAGAUAACACAGGCCAGAUACUGAUAGUGUGUUGACAGUCUGAAGUGCCACGACGGCCAGAUGAUAUGGGAGAGAGAGUUGCCUCACCUACCCGGAGCAUCCCAGGCGGUGGUCGCUCAGAAUUCGUCUCAUCCACAGAACAGCCUGGAUCAUCAGGUGCAGACACCGGCGUCCGAAGACGAAGCACAGCAACAUCCCGACGGGGGGGAGUACCCAGUCUCACCUCGCGCACCACACUUGCACAACGAACACAAGGACAAUUCACACUAGCCGGACCGGACGAGACACCACAGCUGCGACUUGCUCACGAACCCUUUGUGCACCCUGGAUAUGCAGAACUCAAUCCAGAGUACGAACAACCAGCCAACGCAAAGCCAGUAUGGAGUUUGGCGAAACCGCUCCCACGAGUCGUGCGGCCAGGCAUGGUUCCGACUAAAGAGGAACUGCUGCAAUCACGAGCGAACGCCGAGCUACCCGCAGAAAACUCGCAAAACCUGGGGUUAGACGUCGAUCCCAACGAUCUCGAAGCAGGCCGUAUCGAGAAGAGCGCCGAUCCACGCAAGAUCGCGGCGCAGGUGGAGGAUGCGCGACUGCAGCGAGAAAACAAUUUUGUCAAUAAGAUCCUGAACGGUGACACCACCUCCACCAGCCGGCGAAUGUCGCGUACCUCGUCCUCUCGUAUACGCCGUCCGUUGACCGUAGAACCCUCUGCGGGAGGACUGUCUCCGGUACAGGAAGAUCGGAAUUCGGCGCAGCCUGAAGCUACGGAGGAGCCGAAUAAUGAUGAACGCCUGCCGCCGUUGCCUGAGGAGCCCGAGCAUCACGUAGACGACGAACAUGAACCUAAGGAAGAGGAGGAAGUGGAAGGCUUCCCCUCGCUUGAUCACGCAGCUCUUCCGGACGAUCUGCACCCGCUUGUCCAGGAGCUUGUCGAGGAUGAGGUGCAUAACAACCACACGACCUGGUCUGUUAUUCGCACACACCACCGUGAGCCCCUGGCAGAGGCAUUAGGGGUGUUCGUUCAGCUCGUCGUUGGAUUCUCCGCUGACCUCUCUGUCACUCUGGCGGGCGCAGGAAAUCCCAAUACCACUGGCUGGGCCUGGGGAUUCGCUACUAUGAUGGCUAUCUAUAUUUCUGGUGGUAUAUCAGGUGCGCACCUCAACCCGACCAUCACCAUGAUGCUGUGGUUCUACCGCGGAUUCCCUAAGCGGAUGAUGCCAAGUUACUUCUUGGCCCAGUUUCUGGGCGCAUUUAUCGCUGCACUAUGUGUGUAUGGGUUGUAUUACUAUUCCAUCCAUCAUUAUCUCGCCACAAAUGGGCCAAUAGACAUCGUAAACAGCUUUGUCACCAGUCAGCGUGAAGACUGGAUUGGACCCGGAACUGCCUUCUUCAAUGAGUUUGUAGGAACGCUCUGUCUAACUGUGACCGUUCUCGCACUGGGUGAUGACCAGAACGCCCCGCCCGGCGCGGGUAUGAACUCGCUCAUCAUUGGGUUUGUCGUUGCCUGUCUCAGUAUGACAUUCUCAUACCAAACGGGCGCGGCGUUCAACCCAAGUCGAGACUUUGGCCCACGUCUAGCGCUGUUGGCAUUGGGGUAUGGAGGUGAUCUAUUCAGAAACCCAUAUUGGUUCUAUGGGCCCUGGGCUGGUUCCUUGACGGCGUCCUUUAUCGGUGCUUUCCUGUACGAUUUCAUGAUUUUCACCGGAGGAGAGUCACCGGUGAAUUAUCCGUGGGAGAGGACGCAGAGAGCGAUGCGGAAGAGCAAGGCAAAGUGGAAAAGGAGGUUGCAUAUGCAUUUGGGGAAAAAGGACAAGGAGUAUAUUGGAUAGAUUCAAGUGUAAUUGGCGCGUUUAUAGAUACCACUGGGUACGACCCUCCUGAAGUUACCAGAUACUGUUGUGCAGCUAGUCUUUGAGUUGAUUGCUGAAUUACCUAGAAUUGGUACCGCUCUUCCCUCUUAAGUAAAGACAUCAGUAACUGAGGU